GUUGACUUUUUAAAAAAUGAAAAGGUCAGAGCUAUCAAAUGAUUUUAAAAUAUAAAAAAAAAAUAUUUAAACAAUUAUUAUUGUUUUUUUUAGACUCGACAGAAUUAGAAGUGAAACGAUAUCUUCAAAAAUGAAAGAAAAAAGCUCAAAAUCAUUUCAAGAUAUUGUCAAAAUAAAAAAUGACCAAGAUAAUAUAAAAAUGAUAAAUGAAAAUUCAAAAGAAUCAAAUGUUAUUUGUCCAGCUGAUAAAAAACAAAUUGAAAAAAUGAUAAAUGACCUUGAAAUAUGUAAAUUGGCAAAAAAAAAUGCUGAAAUUCAAAUUGUUGAUCUAGAAACUAAAAAUGAAUUUCUACAAAAUCGCUAUGAAUUAUUAUGUAGCAAACAUGAAGACGAAAAAUGUAAAUUAAAAUCAAAAUUGUUAGAAACAACUGGACAGCUAAAUAAUUUACGUGUUCAAACAUCAAAUUGCCUUGAUACAUUAACACAACAAGUUGAAUCACAAAAAAAAGAAUAUCUAAAAUUAGCUGAAACAAUUAAUGAUCUUCUUUGUGAUAAAAUUCAGCUUGAAAAUUCAUUAAAAAUUAUGAAAAAUCAAGUUAAAAGAUCCCAAGAAAUUGCUGAUGUUAGUAAAUUAUUGCUGUUAAAUAACGAACAAUUAAAAUUAAUUGAUGAUAAAAAAAUUCAUCAAGAAUGUCAAACAGAUUCAUCAAUAAAUUAA
Molecule: messenger RNA, 718 nt
Organism: Aphidius gifuensis
Lineage: Eukaryota; Metazoa; Arthropoda; Insecta; Hymenoptera; Braconidae
Exons: 3
Coding region: 131-718 (195 amino acids)
Source: RefSeq, a predicted model, not a curated record